GAAGCGGGAGUUCCUGAAGCGGCGCUUUCCACAACUGCAGGACCGCAACUUUGCAAGCUCUCGGGACCUGUCCUUCGAAGAGCACAUCCUACGCGAGACCGAGGGCAGGGGGGUGGACCUGGUGCUGAACUCGCUGGCCGAGGAGAAGCUGCAGGCGAGCGUGCGCUGCCUGGCCACCCGCGGUCGCUUCCUGGAGAUCGGCAAGUCCGACCUGUUCCAGAACAACGCCCUGGGCAUGGCGGUGUUCCUCAAGAACGUCAGCUUCCACGGCAUCCUGCUGGGCGCCCUGUUCGGGGACGACCCCCGGGUGGCGGUGGACAAGCGCCGGGUGAUCCAGCUGGUGCGCGAGGGCAUCGCCUCGGGCGCGGUGCGGCCCUUGGACGCCGUCCGCUUUGUCCGGGACCGCGUCGAGGACGCCUUCCGCUUCAUGGCCUCCGGCAAGCACAUGGGCAAGGUGGUGCUCGAGGUGCGGCCCGAAGAGCCCCAGCGGCAGACGAUGGCGGCCACGCCCCUCUCGGUGGAGGCCCACGCGCGCACCUACUUCUUCGAGGACAAGAGCUACGUGGUGGCCGGGGGCCUGGGCGGCUUCGGCCUGGAGCUGGCCGACUGGAUGGUGGCCCGGGGCUGCCGCAGGCUCCUGCUCACGGCCCGCUCGGGCGUCCGCAUGGGCUACCAGCGCCUCUGCCUGCACCGCUGGCGGCUGGCCGGCGCCAAGGUGGCCGUGAGCCGAGCGGACAUGGCCACCGAGGAGGGCGCCAGGGCGCUGCUGCGGGAGGCAGCCGCCCUCGGUCCUGUGGGCGGCAUCUUCAACCUCGCCCUGGUGCUGAGGGACGCCCUGCUGGAGAACCAGACUGCAGAAGCGUUCGAGGCGGUGUGCCGUUCCAAGGUGGCCGGCACCCUGCACCUGGAUGCGGCGUCCCGGGAGUUGUGUCCCCAGCUGGACCACUUCGUAGCCUUUUCGUCGGUGUCGUGCGGCCGGGGCAACAAGGGACAGACCAACUACGGCUACGCCAACUCGGUCAUGGAGCGCGUCUGCGAGAGGAGGGUGGCCGACGGACUGCCCGGCCUGGCCAUCCAGUGGGGCGCCAUCGGCGACGUGGGCGUCCUGCGGGAGACGAUGGGGGCGGACGUGGUGGUAGGCGGCACGGUGCCCCAGCGCAUCGGCUCGUGCCUGACGGUGCUGGACCGCUUCCUGCGCCAAGGCCACCCUGUGGUCUCGAGCCUGGUCAAGGCCGACCUCUUUUCCGGGGCCAAGACCAAGGACAAGCACGACCUCGUCCAGACCGUAGCCCACAUUUUCGGUGUAAAAGACCCCUCGAGCCUGAACCCCUCCCUGACCUUGGGGGAGCUGGGCAUGGACUCCCUGAUGGGCGUCGAGGUGAUGCAGACCAUCGAGAGGGACUACGACCUCAACCUGUCCAUGCAGGAGAUUCGGCAGCUCAGCAUCGGACAACUCAAGGAGAUCGGCAGAGGGGCAGCGGCCAGAGGCUCCGCCGCUCCCCGGGGGGCAGAGGACGAGUCGGUGUCGGAGUUUCCCCGGCUGACGCUGAUCGAGAAGCUGGUGCCGGACCAAGUGGCGGUGGAGAUGAACGGGCGCCCCGGCGGGCCGGUGUUCCUGGUGCAUCCCAUCGAGGGCCACGUGGGGUCCCUCUCGAAGCUGGCCCGGGAGCUUCCCGUGCGGGCCGUGGGGCUGCAGCGCACUCGCGACGUCCCCGCACGCAGCAUAGGGGAGCUGGCCGCCAUCUACCUAAAGCGGCUAGUGGAGGUGCAGCCCCAAGGGCCCUACCACAUUGUGGGCUACUCGUUUGGGGCCACAGUGGCCUUUGAGAUGGCGGUGCAGCUGCAGCGGGCAGGAGCCCCUGUGGGCAGCCUGGUGCUCCUCGACGGGGCGCCCCAGUACAUCCAGGUGCACAAGGUGCACCACCGUAGCCGCUACACCGACGUUCAUGAGGAGGAGGCUUUCUUCCUGUGCGCCUUUCUUGCGCAGUACAUAGACAUCGAUUUCCUUCAGGUGAAGCGGCAGAUGGUGCAGUACCCGACGUGGGAGGCGAAGCAGGAGGCGGCCACGGACCUGCUGCUGGCGGGCAUUUCCGACGUUCGCCCCAGCCGGGAGGACAUCGCCCUGGCCACGAGCGCCUUCUAUGAUUUCCUCAAGGCCGGCAGCGCAUACGCCCCCACGGCCAAGUUCCGGGGGGACGUCACCCUGGUCAAGCCCUCCAGGCCCCGCAAGGUGGCCAUGCAGGUUCCCCCCGACUACGGCCUCUCCGAGUGCUGCGAGGGAAAAGUUCGCAUCCACGUGGUGGAGGGACUCCAUGAAACCUUCAUCCUAGGCAAAGGGGCGCUGGAGUGUGCCAACCUGAUUUCCCAACAAGUCGGCACGGGGUAGCUCGGCCCGCCCAUUCCAGAGUGGCGGCAUCCUCGGGCUACUGCGGCGGAACGGUCCUCGCUGCCGCUUGGCUGUUUUCGUGUGUUGUCCCUCCG
This is a messenger RNA of Ixodes scapularis (black-legged tick), 2481 nucleotides long. Its product is annotated as fatty acid synthase-like. Gene Ontology annotation, molecular function: phosphopantetheine binding; fatty acid synthase activity. The record is from RefSeq and is a predicted model, not a curated record. The transcript has 10 exons. Gene Ontology annotation, biological process: fatty acid biosynthetic process. The coding region runs from base 236 to 2386 and encodes 716 amino acids. Lineage: Eukaryota; Metazoa; Arthropoda; Arachnida; Ixodida; Ixodidae.